CAGGCUCUGCGGGUACCCCCCGUUCUACGACGAGAACGAUGCCAAGCUCUUCGAGCAGAUCCUGCGGGCCGAGUACGAGUUCGACUCGCCCUACUGGGACGACAUCUCGGACUCGGCCAAAGAUUUCAUCCGGCACUUGAUGGAGAAGGACCCCAAAAAGCGCUUCACGUGCGAGCAAGCCCUGCAGCACCCCUGGAUCGCCGGGGACACGGCCCUGGACAAGAACAUCCACCAGUCGGUGAGCGAGCAGAUCAAGAAGAACUUUGCUAAGAGCAAGUGGAAGCAAGCCUUCAACGCCACGGCCGUGGUGAGGCACAUGAGGAAGCUGCAGCUGGGAACCAGCCAGGAGGGCCCCGGGCAGCCGACGCUGAGCAGCCCCUGCCACGGCCAGCGCCUGGGGGGGGGCUCCAGCAACGGUGAGCCCUGACGCCCCCCCCCCCCCCCCCCCCCCCCC
Oxyura jamaicensis (ruddy duck) is the source of this 454-nucleotide messenger RNA. RefSeq names its product calcium/calmodulin dependent protein kinase I (gene CAMK1). The record is from RefSeq and is a predicted model, not a curated record. The coding region runs from base 140 to 427 and encodes 95 amino acids. The transcript has 4 exons. Lineage: Eukaryota; Metazoa; Chordata; Aves; Anseriformes; Anatidae.